Molecule: messenger RNA, 780 nt
Organism: Vitis riparia (riverbank grape)
Lineage: Eukaryota; Viridiplantae; Streptophyta; Magnoliopsida; Vitales; Vitaceae
Product: TSET complex member tstD
Exons: 5
Coding region: 62-505 (147 amino acids)
Biological process (GO): retrograde vesicle-mediated transport, Golgi to endoplasmic reticulum; intracellular protein transport; intra-Golgi vesicle-mediated transport
Cellular component (GO): COPI vesicle coat
Source: RefSeq, a predicted model, not a curated record
CCUUGCAUCGAAGGGGGAGAGAGAGAAGACAGAGAGGGAGGGAGAUCCAGAGAGAGCAAACAUGCUGCUGGCGGUUCUAUUCGCCAACUCAGAAGGCAACAUAUUAGUCGAACGAUUUAGUGGAGUCCCAGCAGAAGAACGGCUGCAUUGGAGAUCUUUCUUGGUUAAAUUGGGAGCGGACAAUCUUAAAGGAGUAAAAAAUGAGGAGCUUCUUGUUGCUUGCCACAAAUCAGUGUAUAUCGUUUACACGGUGCUCGGAGAUGUCAGCAUCUAUGUUGUGGGCAAGGAUGAGUAUGAUGAACUUGCUUUGGCAGAAGUGAUCUUUGUUAUAAUCUCAUCUGUGAAAGAUGUCUGUGGGAAGCCUCCAACUGAGCGCCUCUUCCUUGAUAAGUACGGAAAGAUAUGCUUAUGUCUGGACGAAAUUGUUUGGAAGGGAAUGCUGGAGAAUGCUGACAAAGACAGAAUCAGGAGACUGACAAGGUUGAAACCUCCAACUGAGUUCUGAACUUGAAGCAUCUGCCCAUCAUCAGCCUAUAAAAAUAACGCAUAGCAAGGCAUCCGUCUUUCAUGCUUGACAGCUAGAUUUUAUUUUCAGACCUGAAUUCUGGAUGAUCUUUUGUCAUUUGUCUUCAUGAGUGGAGACAAGUUUGUGCGAUCCUCUGUGUGCUGAUUAAUGAGGAAAUACAAUGACUCAUAUUGUUUUGUGAUUUGGAAUUCCAACAGAAUGUAGACAUUUCGUAUGUGGUUUUUUAAAGAUUAUUAGAAACAAUUUCACUGAAA